AGUUGGGUGGGACUAUCAACCUAGUAGCCAACACUACAACGGCUGUGUAGAUCGGAGAGGAUAGCGGUACUGUGUUGAGUCGAUGUUGUUUUGAUACGGUUUACAUUGUGCCGGACGUGUAUGUGCGCAUAAACGAUAUUUGCUUUCAUGAAAUUUUUCUGCUGGGUAGACUCCUAUGUUUUGGCUGAGCUGUUAAAAAAUGUCAGAAAAACAGAAUAAUUUUCCACCACUGCCCAAAUUUGUCCGAGUGAAACCUUGCUUCUAUCAGAACUUUGACGAAGAGAUACCAGUUCAGUACCGCACUUUGGUGAAGAAGAUUUACCGUUUAUGGAUGUUGUACUGUAUUACACUUGUAGUGAACCUUGUCGCUUGCCUUGCUUGGUGGAUUGGAGGUGGUGGUGGUGUCAAUUUUGGAUUUUCUGUUCUCUGGCUAGUUCUUUUCAGUCCGUGCAGCUAUGUGUGCUGGUUUCGGCCAGUUUAUAAAGCCUUCAGGGCAGACAGCUCAUUCAAUUUUAUGGCUUUCUUCUGGAUCUUUGGAAUUCAGUUUAUUUUAACAGUUACUCAAGCUAUUGGUUUUCCAGGCUGGGGAGCAUGUGGUUGGAUAGCGGCAUCCUUUUUUUUCAAUACAAAUGUCGGCUCGGCAGUGGUGAUGUUGUUUCCAGCUAUAAUGUUUACACUUUGUGCUAUUCUGAUGGCCCUUACUCUUUUUCGGGUUCAUAAGCACUAUAGAGGAGGAGGAGGUAGUCUGCAUAAAGCCCAGGAAGAGUGGAACAGUGGUGCAUGGAAAGUCGCCCAAAGUAGCGGCACCCAGUUUAGCUCAGUUUCUGGAAGCACACUGCCGGAAUACCCAACUGUGCCAAGCUACCCUAGCAACAAUCAGUGGCAGUAAUCUAGUCAGUUGUGUAACAAGUUGUCUUUUUUUGCCAUAUGGAAGUUCUAUGGAAAUUUGUUUUAUUUUUUUGUAUUCACGUGUUCAAGCAGGUUAACAUUUGUUCAAAGCAAGAAGCCACCUCAACAGUCGCGCAUUUGAGGCUGAGGCAAGACCAAUAUA
Molecule: messenger RNA, 1051 nt
Organism: Protopterus annectens (West African lungfish)
Lineage: Eukaryota; Metazoa; Chordata; Ceratodontiformes; Protopteridae
Gene: SCAMP4
Product: secretory carrier membrane protein 4
Exons: 7
Coding region: 200-889 (229 amino acids)
Biological process (GO): protein transport
Cellular component (GO): trans-Golgi network membrane; recycling endosome membrane
Source: RefSeq, a predicted model, not a curated record